Molecule: messenger RNA, 1767 nt
Organism: Haliotis rufescens (red abalone)
Lineage: Eukaryota; Metazoa; Mollusca; Gastropoda; Lepetellida; Haliotidae
Product: sialate O-acetylesterase-like
Exons: 9
Coding region: 85-1680 (531 amino acids)
Biological process (GO): carbohydrate metabolic process
Molecular function (GO): sialate O-acetylesterase activity
Source: RefSeq, a predicted model, not a curated record
UAUGUGUGUGAAACAGCUGAAAAAGGAUAAGCUAUUUCUGGAAGUGUAUAAAAGCAGAGAUACUACCCUGAUAUCCCAGUAACAAUGGAGCACCUAGUCAUGGUCAACCUACUGGCGCUGGUGUUCAUAUCGCUGGUUAGUUUCGAAGUGGAGGCUAGGUUCGGGUUCUCGAAGUCCUACGCUAACCAUAUGGUAUUGCAACAAGCACCCAAAAAAUCAACAAUUUGGGGGUUUGCAUCAAAUGUGGGUGAAACUGUCACGGUCCACAUUUCCGGGAAGGGAUCAGUGACAACAACAACACGACACGGAGAUAACGGCGAUGUUGUAUGGUAUGCGCAGCUUCCGCCAAUCAGUGCCGGUGGACCAUACACUAUUACAGUUACAUCGAGGGAAGGGAAGCUAACUCUGUCCGAUGUCCUGUUUGGUGACGUGUGGGUGUGUUCUGGCCAGAGCAAUAUGCAAUUCACAAUGAGCAUGGCUUUCAAUGCAACUGCCGAGAUCAACGACGCCGAUCAUUACCCACACAUUCGUCUGAUGACAGUGUUGCAUCAUACAUCUCUUAAACCGGAAACAGACUUUCAUGGACUGUUUCAAAGCUGGUCUGUAGCUUCUCGGCACUCGGUGGGAGGCACGGAUUGGGUAAAAUUCUCCGCAGUGUGUUGGCUGUAUGGCAAGCAUCUCUACAACACAUUGAAGUACCCCAUUGGGUUGAUAGCAACAUCAGACGGAGGAACUAUAGAUGAAGCCUGGUCCUCUCCAGAUGCCCUGUCCAAAUGCCUCAAUAAAAAUCAGAUACCAGCGCCCACGUACAAGAAUGGAGCUGUGGAACAUGACACGUAUUCCAGUCUUUGGAAUUCAAUGGUGUAUCCUCUUUUGCAUACAACUAUAUAUGGCGCUAUCUGGUAUCAAGGUGAAUCAAACAGCAACCCCGCCAAAGGACUUGACAGAUACAAAUGCACAUUCCCAGCUCUGAUAGAUGAUUGGAGAAAAAAGUUUUCAGAAGCUACCGGCGGCCAAACGUCCAAUAUGUUUCCCUUUGGAUUCGUACAGCUAGCUGGGUUCAGAAACUGGAAUGUCAAUUCUGGAUGGGGUAUUUUGAGGUGGCACCAGACAGCUGACUAUGGCUAUGUCCCUAACGACAGGAUGAAGAACACCUUCAUGGCGGUGGCCAUGGACCUGCCGGAUUACAAAUCACCACAUGGAAGCAUCCAUCCAAGAAACAAGGCAGACAUCGCAGAAAGACUGUACAUCGAGGCCAUGAUAGUAGCUUACAAAAGAACUGGCAUGCUGAACCAACGAGGACCUUUCCCAACGGGAUUUACAGAAGUGGUGGACAGGAAAACAGUACAAAUUUCAUAUGCAAACACAAAGGCAACCAUUGAAAAAAGAAAUAACAAUGGAUUUGAGGUGUGUUGUGUCCCGAGGAAGGAUAUAUCUGAUACCAGAAACUUCUGUCCAAUGACCUACCCUUCUAAGCUGUGGAAGGCUGCUUCAAUCACACAUUCAGACUCAACGUCUGUAACAAUUGACUACCACGGUGCGUGUACCUCAAGCAACCCCUACCUUGGUGGCAUCCGCUACGCGUGGAAGGAAUCGCCAUGUGAUGUGAAGAAGUGUGCCGUGUAUAACAAACUUAGCGGAAGUCCUGCACCGCCCUUCAUACACUUUGUCACCCUGUAGAUGGAUCUACAAUGUAUUUUGUGACGUAUAUUGAUAAUAAUCGUAUGCGAUUAUGUUGGGCAAUGUUAAUAAAAAGGUACAUAAUAA